UCAGCAGAAAAAGGAGUGUCACGCUGUCAAUUCCGUAAGAUAACGUGACAAUCAGCUUUACUGAAGCAGCUCAAAGCGGCCCCUCAUGACGCUCUUUGGCCUACUCUUUGGCCUCUACUGGAUAUAUAACACAACCUUCGGCGGAAUGGAUACUCUAUUGCCUCGUGCUUCUCUCCUGUUCGGAUAAGCUCAUCAUGACCAUGCGUGAUUUUCAAAUGGACUCGUUGAGCCGCAUGCACCCUGCAUCUCUUGUGCACCCUGCUUCGCAUUCGCACGUUAUGCUGCAGCUCAUUGGCAUGGUCAUAUCUCCGCCUCUCAUUGAGUAUACUGUCGACUGUGUUACAGAAGCCGACUUCCGGUAUACUGGCUCCCGAAGCGCAGAGGACGACCAUCGCCACCUGACUGACUUUGUUACGACCCUCGUCUCGCACGCCCAAAUCACCACUCCGACACUGCUUGUCGCGCUGACGUACAUAACGCGCGCGCGCGCGAUCAUGUCCAUCCGCGGUGCUUCCGCUUUCGUCGCCCAGCGCCUCAUCCUCGGUGCGCUCGUGCUCGCGAGCAAGUACACGCAAGACAGCACGAUGCUGAACUGCCACUGGGCGAUGUGCACUGCGGGGCUCUUCACGACGCGUGAUGUGAGCAAGAUCGAGCGCGAUGUGCUGGCGGUGCUGGAUUGGGAGCUCCGUGUUAGGGAGGUGGAGGUGUUGGUGCAGUGCGAGGGGAUGAAGAAACGGGCCGAUGAAGGACUGGCGGAAUCUGUCCGCUACUCCGGGCGAAAUCGGUCCGUGAGGCAUCAUCGCCGUAGGAGGAUAACGACGACCUCAGUCGCCUGUACUUCCUCUGCCGGUGUACCGGAUUUGGCCUCCAGCCCUGCAAGUAGUCGGGACAUUGUAUCACCUCGCACUCCGCAGGAUGUUAUACCAUCGUGGAGGGAGCCUUCGAAGGCCACACGAGUGGCGAUGUCCGUCGUCCGCCAUGUCAAGCGGAGAAUCUCUGGUAUCAUCGUCCCCGGCUCAUAG
This is a messenger RNA of Mycena citricolor, 1022 nucleotides long. The record is from the annotation of a GenBank genome assembly. Lineage: Eukaryota; Fungi; Basidiomycota; Agaricomycetes; Agaricales; Mycenaceae.